This is a messenger RNA of Fusarium verticillioides 7600, 357 nucleotides long. RefSeq lists its product as hypothetical. The transcript has a single exon. Bases 1 to 357 code for a protein of 118 amino acids. Lineage: Eukaryota; Fungi; Ascomycota; Sordariomycetes; Hypocreales; Nectriaceae. The record is from RefSeq and is a predicted model, not a curated record.
AUGGCUUUGACCUUGGACACGGUAAUGCCAGGGGUGUUUAUACUCUUCAUUGUCAUGGGCGUCGUCUGGUUGAUUUGUUUCAUGCUGGCCUAUGGCUGCAAAUCGAAAAAACAUGUUGAUGAUCUGGAUGAAGAGCAAGGAGACGUCGUGGUGAAUCGGGAGGAAAACUAUGAAAGCAUUUUCGUCAAUCCUCCCCACCAACCUGUGUCGUCUUACACUUCAACUUCCCUUCGCGGAUCUCGCGAUACUGAGCUUCCGGAUUACAAACCUAUUGGCACUCCUCCGCCUUCCUAUACCCCAGCAUACAAGGCAAACUCAAGCAGCCAUCGCGUGGAUGAGGUUUGGGCAAGCCCAUGA